Molecule: messenger RNA, 1262 nt
Organism: Pongo pygmaeus (Bornean orangutan)
Lineage: Eukaryota; Metazoa; Chordata; Mammalia; Primates; Hominidae
Exons: 8
Coding region: 430-1101 (223 amino acids)
Source: RefSeq, a predicted model, not a curated record
UGCGACCUCAGUUCACUGCAACCUCCGCCCUCCAGAUUCAAGCAAUUCUCCUGCCUCAGCCUCAUGAGGAGAUGGGAUUACAGGUCUCAUGGCAGAAUGAAGGAAUUUACCAAAGCCAAGCCCUUGGACACUGGGCCCAUCUGUUUCUUUGAUCAGUUGAAACCUGAAUGGAAAGAUGGGAAAAGAUAACCUGUGAAGAAAGUUAUCCUACCCAAAAUGCACCUCAAGAGCUAAGUAUAGGGUCUCACUCUGUCGCCCAGGCUGGAGUGCAGUGGUAUUAUCAUGGCUCCCUGCAGCCUUAACCUCCCAGGCUCAAUUGAUCCUCCCACCUCAGCCUCCCGAGCUGGGACUACAGUAAUAAAAAGAAAACAAAGUUAAAAGAACUAAAGAAUGCAAGACUAACUACAGUAGCCGCAUCUAUGAAAGAAGAUGAGUUCCACUCACCAAGCAUCUCACAACUUCCUAGUGUGUCCAAGCUUCCUUCAAAACUUAGAUUCUCCAAAAGAUGCCUGCAAAAUAACCUAUUUUAAGAAUACGAACUCAUUGCUCCCAAAACACUGUGUGAACCUGGGGAGACAUUGCAGCAAUGCUGAGCUUGACAUUACUUUCUCUGAGGGAACUGUAAGUCUCAUAAAUAACAGUUGGAAAGAUCUUACUGAAGAUGCUUAUAUGCGUGCAUCCAAAAAUUCAAUGUGGAUGCAAGACCAUGCUCUGCAAGGAGGUUGCAAUACCAUGACCAUAGUUAACUUACUAGAACACAAAAUGAGCAGGGGUUCAAGAGAAGAAUGUCAUCAGCAAAAUCAUCUAGUUAAAGCAAAAGAAGACCACCAUGUUGCAUCAACUAAAUCUAUGGAAAAAAUAGCUCUUGUCAACCACAAACACGGUUCCCAGAUCUCCCAGCAGAGCAGUUUACCUGUUGACACCCACUUUUCACUGUCCUCCAAGAGCUGUUUAGAAAAUGGCUUUGGUAGACUGAUGGCUGGGCAGGAUUUACAGAGUUGGAUCUUUCAACAUCCUUACUCAAAAUGGGAAAUUCUGAAGUGGAAGGCAGUCCCCAGUAUAGCUGUGAAGAGACUACAAGUAGCCAUAAUUCAAAUGUAGGAAGCCCUCCAUAGUCUUUAUAAUCAUAGACUUUUAUAAAGCAUAUGGUUUGAUGGGCAAGAAGAAACGCAGAGCAUGUGGCUCCCCAGACAAGUCACCUUAUCACGAUACCUGCCUAUUGUAUCUGUAAUAUGAAAACAUAUAUACACAACUGCAUGCAC